AUACUUCUUUAAGAUAUAAACUCAUAAAACACUUGAUUUUUCUUAAGAUAAAAUAAAAUAAAAGUCACCAAAAUAUAUUGUUCUUUUAAAUUAUAAUAAUGGUUACCAGUAUCACUCAUCUUAAACCAAACAACCUCAGCCUGGCUCACAGUAAGCUGCGUUUGAUUGCCGUCAGCCCAACCGUGUCAGUCCAGACUGCCCUUGAUUUGAUGUACAAGAACAAGAUCACGUCUUUGCCAAUCUUUUCCCACAACAAUACCACAAUCGUCAGUAUCGUCAAUCUGUUUGACAUCUUGAUAUAUCUGGUCGCUGACUCCCGGUCAGUUGUCCAAAAAGACCAACGCAAAUUGAACGAACCGAUUGAGAAUGUUCUCGGUCUGGACUCCGACCGUGAGAGUUACCGUGUCUACCAGUGCGACUGUCAAGACGAGUUACUCGAAACUCUUAAACUAUUUGCCUCGGGAAUCCACCGUGUUCUGGUCGUAGACUACAGUGACAAGAAUGACAAUCCAUGGUUACUCUCCCAAACCGACGUCAUUCGCCACAUUAGUGGUCACCUGGAUUGCAUCGCCGAUCUGGUCUCGGUAGACAGCACGGUCGAGUCGCUUGGGUUCCUGAAGAACAAACCAAUGGUCACCGUACCUCUUACCCAGUCUGCCCUGGACGUCUACCGUCUCAUGGCCAAGAAAGAUCUCGGUGGUCUACCAAUUGUCGACAGUGAGGGAAGACUUCAGGGAGACCUGUGCUUGGAAGAUUUACCCGGAGCAAACCUAGAGAUGAUUGAACAGCUUGUAUUGCCCUGUGGAGAUUAUGUAAAGAAGAUGGCAGGUCAUCAAGUAAUCACACCCACCGCCACACCCGAUACUUCACUCAAAGACAUCCUGGCUACCAUGGCCAAGGAGGAUACUCACAGAGUGUGGAUUGUGGACAGCAAGAAAACCCUCAAAUUGAUAGGUGUAGUCACCAUGUCCGACAUCAUCAAUCUCCUGUGCAAGAAGCACCAUUAAAUAUAUAUAUAUAUAUAUAUAUAUACACAAUAAUGGCAGUAACGAUGUUAAUCAAAUGGUACAUUUUCCAUUGACACAAGUUCAUUUACCUAUCAGAGACCCCAUAGUCAAGUCAAAUCAAAUCAAAUCAAAUCAAAUUAAAAGAGAAAGUGUACAUUCAUCCAAAACCAAAGAAAUAAAGGCUACAGAAAAAAAAACGAAAAUGACAAUAGUAAUAAUGAUAAUGACAGCAAUAAAACAUUCUACAUCAUAC
Molecule: messenger RNA, 1260 nt
Organism: Phycomyces blakesleeanus NRRL 1555(-)
Lineage: Eukaryota; Fungi; Mucoromycota; Mucoromycetes; Mucorales; Phycomycetaceae
Exons: 4
Coding region: 99-1007 (302 amino acids)
Source: RefSeq, a predicted model, not a curated record